CACUUAAAUUCUCAUCACAAAAUACAUCAACCAAAGAAACAGUGAAACACACUGAACUUUCCAAGUCUUCACUUUGUGUGUUCCACUUGUUGAGAGGCUCAGGUGGCAAAGAUGGCAGUGGAGAUGGCCAUCAGAGCUUCAGUCACCCCAAGACCUCAGCUUUCUCCCUCUCAUUCUUCUCCUCUACCAUCUUCAUCAUCAUCUUCUUCAUCAUCAUCACCUGCAUCAUCCACACCUAAAUUAUGUUUCAAACCCCAAUUCAGACCCAUCUCUCUGUCACUCCCAACAUCAACUACCCUAUCUCUGUUGGCCCUCUUCACCUCUCCCUCUGAAGCCAGGGCCUUUAGCCUCUCCAAGGAUCAAAUAGUCUCCUCCCUCAAUGAAGUGGAGCAGACAAUUGAUCAAGUUCAGCAAGUGGGUUCUAGUGUUCUCGAUAACACAGCGCGUUUUCUUGAAGCUUUCAUAAAUGCAGUGAAGCCUGGAGUCGAUGUAGCAAUGCCGAUUGCUAAGCAGGCUGGAGAAGAAGCCUUGAAGAUAGCUUCUCCUGCAAUUUCUGAGGUUUCAAAGAAAGCUCAAGAAGCAAUUCAAAGUUCCGGGAUUGACACUGCGCCUGUUUACAGUGCUGCAAAGACGAUAGGUGAUGCAGCAGGACAGACCAGCAAAGUAAUUCAAGAUGCCAAGCCCAUUGCUUCAUCAACUGUCGAGACCAUUUCGUCAGCAGAUCCGGUUGUGAUUGCUGGAACUGCUGGGGUAGUAGUCCUCACAUACUUCCUUCUUCCUCCAAUUUGGUCUGCUAUCUCUUUUAACCUCAGAGGAUACAAAGGUGCCCUCACUCCUGCUCAAACGCUUGAUCUCAUUUCUACAAAGAAUUAUCUUCUGAUAGAUAUUCGAUCAGAGAAGGAGAAGGACAAGGCCGGCAUUCCUCGCCUUCCAUCCAGUUCCAAAAGCAGAUUGAUUGGUAUUCCCUUGGAAGAACUACCAAGCAAACUGAAAGGUCUAGUCAGAAAUGUGAAGAAAGUCGAGGCUGAGAUAACAGCUCUAAAGAUAGCUUACCUCAAGAGAAUCAACAAAGGCACCAACAUCGUCAUCUUGGACUCGUACUCUGAUUCAGGUAAAAUAGUUGCAAGAACACUUACCAAUCUAGGCUUUAAGAACACCUGGAUCGUGGCAGAUGGGUUCUCCGGAGGCAAGGGGUGGCUACAAAGUCGUUUAGGGACAGAUUCAUACAAUUUCUCCUUUGCUGAGGUGAUUUCACCAUCAAGAAUCAUCCCAGCAGCCACCAGAAGUUUUGGUACUACACUUCAGUCGGGUCGAAAGCUGCUAUCAGAUUAACUUAAUUCACAAGCUUGUCUCUAUUUUUUUUUUUCAACCUUUCUUUCAAACUUGUAUCUAGUGGUUUGGUAUUGUUCUUGGUCUAUCUGUUUGUAUAUUCUGUAAUUCAUUUCUUGUACCAUUGUCUAUAAACAGACCAUUGCAUGGAUCAACACAUGAAUUCA
Molecule: messenger RNA, 1496 nt
Organism: Argentina anserina (silverweed cinquefoil)
Lineage: Eukaryota; Viridiplantae; Streptophyta; Magnoliopsida; Rosales; Rosaceae
Product: calcium sensing receptor, chloroplastic
Exons: 6
Coding region: 112-1332 (406 amino acids)
Biological process (GO): cellular response to calcium ion; de-etiolation; regulation of stomatal closure
Source: RefSeq, a predicted model, not a curated record